This is a messenger RNA of Cuscuta campestris, 1578 nucleotides long. The record is from the annotation of a GenBank genome assembly. Lineage: Eukaryota; Viridiplantae; Streptophyta; Magnoliopsida; Solanales; Convolvulaceae.
GGACUCUGGAAAGUUCCUGCCGGAAAAACGUCAGCACCAUCUCUAAAUUCGCCACCUUCGGAUCAAUCCAAUUCCGGAUCUGAUUCAUUUCUAGCUUCUCACCAUUUCUCGCGAAUCUCUGCUUCAAUCUUUCUUCUACACAGAUCAAAAAAAGAAAUGCAGGGAGGAAGAGAUCCUUUCUCUGGCUUUGGAAACCUUUUUGGCGGUGGUUUUGGUCCUCAUAGAAGCUUAAUGUCAAAUUUCUUUGGAGGGAAGGAUCCUUUUGACGAUCCCUUCUUCACACAACCAUUUGGAGGCAUGUUUGGGUCUGGCAUUUUUGGGGGUGGUGAACAACAAUUUAUGGGCCCGAGUCAGGCUGGAUUUCCAGAAGCAAUGUUUUUUCCUCCUAGCAGAAGUCAUUUUAUGGGCUCACAUCCAGUUGGAUUCAUUGAACAGCUGCCUGCUCAGCCCACUGGGUCUCAGGGGCCUAUAAUUGAAGAGUUGAAUUCUGACGAUGAGAACGAAGACAAGGGAACCAGUGAGAAAGGAAAUCCUAGAAAGCACGGGAGAUUGAGUGAAGAGCCUUUUGUUCAAGAUCCAGAUGACAAAACAGAAGAGCGGAUGAGGAAGCAAAUGCACUACGGGAAUGAGUUUAGGCAGAUGCAACAUUUUCAACCACAGCCACAGGCUCAGAGCUUCUCUUUUCAGAGUUCGACUGUUACUUAUGGUGGGGCUAAUGGAGCAUAUUAUACUUCAUCUAGAACCAGGAGGACAGGGAGUGAUGGUUUGACGUUUGAAGAAUGCAAAGAAGCUGAUUCAGCCACAGGUAAAGCAAAUCAUAAGAUUUCGAGGGGGAUCCAUGAUAAGGGUCAUUCUGUCUUACGAAAGCUGAAUUCAGACGGAAGAGUUGAAACAAUGCAAGCUUUGCAUAAUAUUAAUCAAGAUGAACUUCCAAGUUUCGAGGAAGACUGGAAGGGAAAGGCUAAAAUGCAUCUUCCUGGUUGGAUGGGGGAAGGGUUUAAUGCCAAUGGGGCUAUAGGAGGUGGAAGCAGCAGUGGUGGGGAUAACAGGUUACCAAACAGAGGAGGGCUGGCACUUCCUUCAACAGAGAAUAUACCUCAUCAUCAUCAGCCCACCAAGAAGUAUGGCGGAGAUGGAACCACGGCUGCUCAGAAUGGGCAGAGGAAAGACCACAAGAGAGGCGGCAAGCGCGUCGGCUUUAGCAACUCAACUAAAUAAAAUUACCCCUCCGCGGCAUGACGAUGUCCCUCUUAUUAUUGUCAUCCUAAAAUGGUACAUCCAAUAGGGCACUGUAUUUAUUCUCUGGUGCCCCGCUCUUUUUUAUCGGUGUAAGAAGUUGUUUAAGUUCGCAUUAGUAUUACUUGGAAGUGUGAACUUAAGAUUUGUAGUACUGUAUAAUACGUCGUAUAAAAUGACUCUUUUGGUAUGGUUAGCUCUUUGUUUGGGAGGGGUUCUGAGUUGAAUGGUGUGAGUACAAAGGUUGGGAGAGUUAUGCCAUGCCCAAGUGUAGUUGGUUAUUGGAAGUCCCCAGCCCAAGGAAAACGACUCAAUACCUUAAAGUAAAGGGUGUUCUAAUGA